AUGCUCUCUUUGGUCCUUUUUGGCAUGCUCUUGACGGUGGCUGCGGCAGACACGCAAGAGGCGAGAUAUCCCAAGAGAUCUCUGUCAAUCACGGAACAGGUGACCAUGCAGAUCGAGAAGGGCAAUGUGGAUUUUUGGCAGAAGGAUCCAUUGGAUUUCAAGCAUUUGCCGUUUCGAGAAAGGACGUUGCAAGAGCCAGAAGAGUCUGAAGCUAUGGAAACCAUGAUUGACUACAGUAUUGGUGGCGCAGUCAACUUUGACAACAUUGAUGUCGAACAGGCACGAGAGCCUUCACAGUCACCCACACCAGAAGACACGCCCCAGGAAACUCUGGAAUUCACGCAGGAUGGAUUCUUCUUCUUUGGAGAGGUACUCACUGGAAAUCCAUCAGAAGCCGAACCUGUGCCAACAGUUGGGCCAUCCAAAAUGCCAACCACACCCUCAUCGCAACCCACACAAACAUCUCGGCCUUCAGAUUUCCCCUCCAAAUUUCCUUCCUAUAGUCCUUCCAUAUCUGCGCUGCCAUCGUUUCGCCCUACCAAGAGCCCAUCGAGCUCGCCCACAACAAGCAUGCAACCGUCCGACAUGCCUUCCGACGUACCAUCCAAUGUGCCGACAAUUUCCAUGGAGCCCAGUGCACAACCGUCGAUUUCCCUCGAGCCGACACUCUCGGCCAUGCCUUCGGAUAAUCCAUCCGAUAUCCCUUCAGAUGUACCCUCGGAUGUACCUUCCGAUGUACCUUCUCUCGUACCAACGCUGGCCGAAGAAGACAGGGAAGACAUGGGUUUGACCAUGCUGUUCGUCACAGAUGCGCCCUCGGAUAGGCCGUCCUUUUCCGCAAUGCCAUCCUGGCAUCCAUCCACAAGUGUUGCCCCAUCAUUUACUCCUUCCGAUCUACCCUCCAUUGUCCCCACGUACUCCAUGAGCCCGUCGGAUACACCGACUGUUUCAUUUUCGCCAACCAUCUCGAUGGAGCCAUCUCUGUCUCCAACAUUGAGUCCAUCUGACCGACCUAGCAUAGCUCCAUCCUUGUCAGCGAUGCCGUCACAGGAACCAACGGCAACUCCUUCCUUUUUCCCGUCGGAUGCUCCCUCCUCUGUUCCAUCCAUACAGCCAACACAAAGUUCCUUUCCUUCCAUGCCGCCAAGUUCCUCUCCCUCUUUUGUCCCGUCUGAAACCCCGUCGCAGGUACCCAGUCAAGCUCCUUCUGAUGUUCCUUCCAGUCCACCGUCAUCUUUACCGUCGACAAGUCCUUCGGCAAGACCAUCCAGCACGCCAUCCAUGAGCCCAACCAUGGUUUGUCACGAUGAGCCAGACUACCGGAGUCCCUUCAACGACUUUGAAUGCAAACAUCAUGAGGGACAAUCCUGUCUCAAGUGGAGACACUUUCUGACGCUAGAUGAUUUGGAGCUACUCAUUAUUAAUUGUCCCGUGUCUUGUGAAGUCGACUGUGGAACUGCGGCAAAGUAUGACAUUGAAAUUUCGUACCAAAUAUCCAGAGUGCCAGGUCUUUUGGAUGCAGCCACGGUGGGUGAUCUCAACGAACUUACCAAAGGAUUCCUCAUUGACUAUGUUCGAGUUAACAAGGAGCCAACAAAACAGAUUUUUAUUGACAAUGUCGAGCUUCUGUCGCAAACGAUUCUGAGUCGAGAAACUCGGAGGAGGAUGGCAAUAACACAAAAUGAAUUCAACAACAACCAUCAUCACAAGAGACAACUCGAGGGAUUCAUCAAUCUUUGGGUUACCGUGGCCCUUCGUGGCAUUGCUUUCAAUAUCACCACGGAGGACACUACAACUCGAUUCAUCAACGGCGUGGACAGCACCGGCUACUCCAACGCCAUUCAAAACUCUGGAAAUAAAGACUUGUCUCACGCCUAUGCAUUCUCCGCCGCUGCCAAGGAAGAUGACAGCAUAACUCCUCUCUUGGAAGAAGUCCCAGAAGAUGGCAACGGGUCGUCAGCGGCUAUCGUUGUCGUGAUCGUGGUGUUCAUAUUGGCGGUGGCCUGCGGGGUCAGUGCAUACGUUUACCACAAACAAUCUCCCAAUGGACUGCCAUUCUUCCGAAGUCGCCGAAGAAGAAAGGUGGUUGUACGGGAUGUGCAGAGCCCAGAAUCACAACAAUUGGCCUCCCACGUCGGAAGUAUGUUCUCUUUUGAUGAUUCAGCCACAGCAGGUACCAACGGUCUCAUGAGAUACAUUGGCAGUUUCAGCAGAAGCAAAGAUUCGACAAGUCCUGGCAGUAGCGCUCAAGAAUCAUAUCAGAACGAUAUGGAUGAUGAUGAUAACGACGGCAACCAUUCUCAUGACGAAGAACUGGGGCAGAUGAUGACACCAACCCUGGACGAAGAAGAAAGCAGUGUCGUAGAGGAAGAAGAGCCGCACCCACUCACUGGCAUCAUUCCUCCAAUGAUUGUAUACGAUCACAUUGACGGCAAUGGGGAACAGGAGAUGGAAGUUAGAAAGACUAGAAACAACUCGGUGGUGCCUUCCCGUCGGGUCGAGGCAAGUUCCAGCUUUAAAGCCGUGCUUGGAAAGCGAAAUAGACCGUCUGCAACAACCGAUCUGGCUGAAUAUAUGAGCGAAACGAGCAAUUUCACAUCAAACCCUUCGUUGCGAUGGAACAGGCUUGAAUCCAGGCGCCCAUCCCCCAUUGGUAUCGUGGUUGACAGCGAUGACGACGUGUCCGUUGCAUCAACACCGGUUCGUCCUCUGCGCCAAAGAGACCUCAUACCGACAUCCCACCGAAAGACAAGAAGUCUCGACGAUCGCAGUAUUCUUGAAUCACUCAGCGACAUCAUAGUGUCUGAGCUUGACUACGGAGCGAAUGUCUCGCCCAUCGAGCUCCCAGCUCUCAGCCUGACGCCAAUGGCUUUGUCACCUGUCAAGGGGAAGCCAACGAGGCCACUACGCACGGCGUCGCCACUCUUGGCACUCAAUAGUUCGCCGUCGAGUAAUGCAAAUGCAUCGCUUGAGUAUGAAGUAGAUCCGGACCCAUCGGGUGGCAGCAGCCAAGCUGAAACUCCACAGGCUUUGAAGGGGAAUUCAUCGCAUUCGAUGGGUUCCCGAUCGUCGAGGAAUCUGAACGGCGUUGGACAAAAUGAACCAAGAAACUCGUUCUGGAACCGAAGUCCAAUCGCCAAGGGGGUCAAGGAUGCUAUCUUUGCGGCAAAGAGAGCCAACACGCCAACGCAGCGAUUAGGAUCUCCAGGAACUCCCACCCGAACCGAUAUGCAGCCAAAACGACUCAUCGGCGGGCCUCCGUCAACGCCUCCUACAAGUACGGAUGUGCCGGCAAGAAGAAACUCGGUGGGGACACCGCCGACUCGAACUGACGUUUCUGGCGCUCGACGGUCUUCAUCGAACCUCCCCCCACCUACUACUCCCACAAGCAGAUCUGAAUUUCAAACCGUGAGACGCAGUUCGACGCCUACAAGAAUGGAGACUUUCAAACGGAUACCCACACCUCCGAGAGCAGACCAGCCGGUUCGAAGGAGCUCCAGUCCUAGCAAUCUGGUUUCGAUGAAGUCCACCAGCGAUGAGUCACAAGGCGAAAGCCGUCGUAGUUUGACCAUGAGGAGCGCUUCUUUCGGAACGGCACAGGAAUCGUUGGAUGAGGAACACGAGUUUAGAGCGCAGAGGAUUGGGAAAUUGGGUAUGGUGAUCAACUCUUCUCCUUCGACCGGGCCAUUUGUAGAACAAGUGAAAGAUUACUCGACUCUAUUUGGCCGCAUUCUUGCUGGGGACCGAAUCAUCGAAGUUGAUGGAGUAGAUACCACACAGAUGACAAUCAAAGAGGUAACAAAGCGACUCUCUGGAAAAUUCGGUAUUCGGGCUACUUCCAACGAAGUCCGCAUCAAAAUUGCACGCCAUCGCGAACGCGAAUGUGUUUGGGCCGAGGAUGAUGAUAGGCGAAGUGUGAACAGCGAAGACAGCUAUCGUGAUCCAGAACCGCUGCUGGAAAGAUUGUCAUUGCACAGCGGGAGCGAACACCGGCUCUCUUCCAAUAGUGGCAGCAGCAACACUACCCGAUCAGGCGAGGAAGUGUGA
Seminavis robusta is the source of this 4047-nucleotide messenger RNA. The record is from the annotation of a GenBank genome assembly. Lineage: Eukaryota; Bacillariophyta; Bacillariophyceae; Naviculales; Naviculaceae.